AUGCGUUUGCGCCACAAGGCUGAACUUCGCGGAAUCGACCUAAAGACCUUUUCAAGCCUCGACAAAUCAAUAUCGCUCGAUAUUCGCCAUCCUCUCCUUCAACCCCGAAGCCGCGACGAAUUCGAAAUUGCGAUAAUCUGCGCUCUGCCCGUUGAGCGAGAUGCCGUAGAAGCUUUACUGGAAGUCGAGUACGAGACAGAUGGACUCUCGUACAGAAAAGCCGAAGGAGAUAUGAAUACAUACACCACAGGGCGUUUGGGAAAUCAUCACGUGGUUUUGGCAUACAUGCCAGGCAUGGGUAUGGUGUCGGCGGCUGCCGUCGCUUCCAAUCUUCGCAUCAGCUUCAGAAACAUCAAAUUGGGCAUCGUGACUGGUAUUUGUGGAGGGGCUACAGAGACUACUGCAGGAGCGGAGAUUUUGCUUGGAGAUGUCAUUGUUAGCACCUCGGUAACCCAGAUAGACUUUGGUCGGCAAUAUCCGCAUCGGUUCAUUAGAAAGAAAGAGGUGGAGGACACUGUUGGACGAGGUAGUCAUGAAAUCCGUGCAUUUGUUGAAAAGAUGUCAGAAUACCUCGUGUCUACAAGGCUGAGGGCCAAAACCAAUAGUUACUCUUCCGAGAUUUGUUCUCGAAGGGAGUUUCUUAAAUCAGCAUACCCGGGACCCGAGAAAGAUCAAUUAUAUCCGGCUGGCAUGCCUCACAGACAUUGGGAGCAAGGCGUCUGUCCUAUUUGCGACAGUUGCAAUACAUCUGGUGAUGAUGUGUGCGAAAAGGCACUGAGAACGUCCUGCAAGGAGUUAGGCUGUGAUAGAACAAAACUCGUGCAGCGUUACCGUCUCCGAGAGGCAGUAGGGACGAGGUUCUCUGAGAACCAACUCUUGACUGCUGAAAUGCAAGAUGCACGAAAAGCUAGCAUCCACUUUGGUCGAAUAGCAUGUGGUAACCAGAUAAUUAAAAGUGGGCAGGAUCGGAUUCGAAUCGCUACGGAAGAAGGAGUGAUUGGAUUUGAGAUGGAGAGUGCAGGAACGUGGGACUAUAUCCCAACGAUUGUCAUCAAAAGCGUAUGUGAUUACGCGGAUAGUCACAAAGAUAAGCACUGGCAAGCAUAUGCUGCAACUACGGCGGCUGCCUGUACCAAGGCCGUCUUGGAAGAGUGGAGAGGCGUAGAUAAACCCGCUCAAAAUCUAAUCAACCAGGGGUUACAGGUCUGUGGCGGUUGGUAUCUUCAUUAUUCCGCCGACUACUUACAAACACGAAUCUAA
This is a messenger RNA of Talaromyces stipitatus ATCC 10500, 1260 nucleotides long. RefSeq lists its product as uncharacterized. Gene Ontology annotation, biological process: nucleoside metabolic process. NCBI's taxonomy places the organism in Eukaryota, Fungi, Ascomycota, Eurotiomycetes, Eurotiales, Trichocomaceae. Gene Ontology annotation, molecular function: catalytic activity. The transcript has 2 exons. Bases 1 to 1260 code for a protein of 419 amino acids. The record is from RefSeq and is a predicted model, not a curated record.